AUGAUUCAUUUGGUAUUGCAUUUGCAAGAAGAAGCAAUAUUGGGUGGUCCGAAUCGUAACACUAUUCUAAUUAACAGCGAACACCUACAAGAGAUUAAACAAAAAUACCCAGAUGGUGAUCAUGAUCGUUUGCAUAGGAAAAAUUUCCGUUCGUGGUUUCAUAAAAAGAUAUAUGACCUGCACAAGCUUGGGUCUUUGGAUAACGGUGAUGAACUGUUAGCUUUAGCAUCUGGGUCAGAUCAUUUGUCAACCUUUUACCAAGGUUGUAUAGUCAAUGGUGUUCGAUUUAUUGCACACGAUCGAGACAAAAAGCGCACCACACAGAAUAGUGGAGUGUCUGCUGCCGGAACAGAAGGUUUUAAUUUUUACGGCACGCUUGAAGAAGUGGUGAUACUUUCUUUCACUGGUGCAUAUUCAGUGGCAUUAUUUCGGUGCAAAUGGUUUAAUACAAAUCCAAGAAUGAAGAAAACAGUCAUUGAAAAUAAUGUCACCAGUAUAAACGUCAAUGGUGAAUGGUACAAAGAUGAGCCGUACAUACUUGCUACUCAAGCUAAGCAAGUUUUCUAUCUCGAUGAUUUACUUAGAGGUCGUGAUUGGAAAGUUGUAGAAGAUGUGAAUCAUCGACAGAUUUGGGACAUUAAGGACAAUUCUGAUGAGGUUAAUGAUGUUAUUGAUGUUGUACAUGAAACAAGUUCAUCAAAUUUUUUGUUGACUGUGGACCUCGGAGAGUUGAUUAUGCAAUCUGAUCAACCUGCUGCAUAUGUUGGAGCUGAUGAAGAUGGUGACGACGAAGCUGAUAUGUCAGAACAUGAGGACGUUGCAGAUGCAGAAGAUGAAUUGGUUGUUGAACUUUGUGAAGAUGAAAAUGUGUCUCCGAUUACUGAUGGAAAUGAUAGUGAUUACUCUGUUUAGUUUUUUUUCUAUUUGUGUAACAGAACUAUGUAUUUAAAUAUAAUGAAGUGUUUUUUUGUAAUUAUAAUAUAAGAUAUUUGAGCUUUGUGAAGAUGAAAAUGUAUCUCCGAUUACUGAUGGAAAUGAUAGUGAUUACUCUGUUUAGUUUUUU
Messenger RNA from Humulus lupulus (European hop), 1063 nucleotides. RefSeq lists its product as uncharacterized. The coding region runs from base 1 to 912 and encodes 303 amino acids. The transcript has 3 exons. NCBI's taxonomy places the organism in Eukaryota, Viridiplantae, Streptophyta, Magnoliopsida, Rosales, Cannabaceae. The record is from RefSeq and is a predicted model, not a curated record.